This is a messenger RNA of Indicator indicator, 912 nucleotides long. RefSeq names its product GSG1 like (gene GSG1L). The coding region runs from base 1 to 912 and encodes 303 amino acids. Gene Ontology annotation, cellular component: plasma membrane. The record is from RefSeq and is a predicted model, not a curated record. The transcript is spliced from 5 exons. NCBI's taxonomy places the organism in Eukaryota, Metazoa, Chordata, Aves, Piciformes, Indicatoridae.
AUGAAGACAAAUCGAAGAUGCAGAGCCCUGCUAGCAGUGAGUCUGAAUCUGAUGGCUCUCCUCUUCUCUACAACAGCUUUUAUCACGACCCACUGGUGCGAAGGCACACAGAGGGUCCCCAAGCCCAGCUGUGGGAAAGAGAAGAAGACAAACUGCCUCAACUACAGCGGGAAUGAGACUGCAAAUGAGACAAACCAGAACGUGGUUCAUUACAGCUGGGAGACGGGAGAUGACCGCUUCCUUUUCAGGUAUUUCCACACUGGGAUCUGGUACUCCUGUGAGGAAAACAUCAACGCUGCUGGUGAAAAAUGUCGAAGUUUUAUUGACCUUGCCCCGGCUUCUGAAAAAGGUGUCCUGUGGCUAUCAGUAGUAUCCGAGGUGUUGUACAUCAUGCUGUUAGUCGUCGGAUUCAGCCUUAUGUGCCUCGAGCUCUUUCAUUCAAGCAGUGUGAUAGAUGGGCUCAAGUUAAAUGCCUUUGCUGCUGUCUUCACUGUGCUUUCAGGUCUCUUGGGGAUGGUGGCACACAUGAUGUACACUCAAGUUUUCCAAGUGACAGUCAGCCUUGGGCCAGAGGACUGGCGACCACAUUCAUGGGACUAUGGAUGGUCCUUCUGCCUGGCGUGGGGCUCUUUCACCUGCUGCAUGGCUGCCUCCGUUACUACCUUGAACUCUUACACUAAGACUGUCAUUGAGUUCAGGCACAAGCGCAAAAUCUUUGAGCAGGGCUUUCGAGAAGAACAGAACUUCCUAGACCAGGAAGCCAUCAAGUACUUCAGAGAAAGGUCAGUGCAGUCAGUCUCUCAAUCAGGGGAGGUUUCCAUGGACUCUGCUAGCCUCAGCAAAUCCCAUCUCUCACCCAUUUCAGCACAUAGUGGUGAAGCUUCUGAGGUCCUUGGAGAAGAUAUGUGUUAA